Molecule: messenger RNA, 1921 nt
Organism: Paramecium octaurelia
Lineage: Eukaryota; Ciliophora; Oligohymenophorea; Peniculida; Parameciidae
Source: the annotation of a GenBank genome assembly
UAAUAAAUGAACAAAGGACCGGUCAAAAGGAAGUUUGAGAGUAAAUUAGGUUUUUAAUUUAAGGUUUUGGCUUUAGUUCUUCAAAUCCUUAUGACCAACGAGUUCAAAAAGAAUUAGUGUUGCAUAUACAAAAUCAGGUUCAGAUAGGGAAUGACUUCACCCUUAAGUUAUAUAGUUGGAUGAAGAUUUCAAUUUUAAAGCAAAAAAUACAUAAAGCAACAAAACUUGAUUUGGGUGACUUCAGGGUGCUAUAUAAAAAUCAAGAGUUAUAAUUGAACAAUUAAGAUCUUGAAGUAAUUCAUAUUCUAUUGAGAUAGGACUAUGGAAUUAAGAAUCACGUGUCAUUAAAACUGGUGGCUCGUAAGUAGGGUUAGUAGACGUAUUUCAUCAAUAGUCUUCAUAAUAUAUUGGAGGAGUCCAGAAGUACUCAGGAACAAUUUUAAAAUGCGAAAUGGGCUGUAGAAGGAGCCUUCAUGAAGGGAAUCACCCCAAAAUUGACCGAUUUCGGAACACAGGGAACCUACAUAUUAGAAAAUCAGAAUCACAAACCAGUGGCAAUUUUCAAACCGUAUGAUGAAGAAGCCUUUGCGUAAGUUCUAAAGUAAUUGCGUAGCCCAAACAACCCGAGAGGAAUGAGAGGGAAGAUGAACUCUCCUGGACUCAGAUAGGGCAUCUUGUCAGGGGAAGGAGUGGAUCGAGAAGUGGCUGCAUACCUGAUUGAUCAGUCCUCUGGACAUUAUCAUAAUGGUAAUGUUGAAGUUGAGUUAAUUUAGUCCCCAUAACUAAUUAUGUUUAAAUCUGCCAUCCGACAUUUCAUGAAGCAGAGGAAUAUAAAUAGUUUUAGCAUGAAAAAAUACCAAUCAAAGAAGGUUCAUUUUAAUUAUACAUACCCCAUGAUGAUAAUGUCGGUAAUUAUGGGAGUGGGUUGUAUCCAUCAAUGGAAGCGAAGAAAAUAGCCAUCUUAGACAUAAGAAUUUUGAAUUGUGAUCGCAACGAAGAAAACAUUUUAGUGAGAAAGAAGUAAUAUAUCUCUUUAUAUAUCCUAUAAAGAAAGGUUCCUUAAGCAAAUGGAUAAACCAGACAAUCAUUUGAUUACUUUUUAAUUCCAAUUGAUCACGGUUAUUCAUUUCCAGAUUCAUUUAAAAUUUGUAGAGAUGAAGUAGUCUGGUACCAUUGGAAUUAAAUGACCUAGCCAUUUACUUAAGAAGAAAAACUCUUCAUUGAAAGGAUAGAUCCAGACAAGGAUAUUUAAAUGAUAAAAGAAAAAGUAUAAUUAAGAGAAAUUUGCUUAAGAAAUGCUAAGAUAGCCACCAUUCUCUUGAAAAUGGGAGCAGCAGCUGAUUUGACCAUUCAUGAUAUAGCGUAAGAGAAUUCACAUUAUUGGGUAGUGAGAUUCUGUAUAGAGAAGAUCCUGAUUAAUUGUCUCCAAUUGAAAAGGCUGUCUAGACUGCAGUAGAUAAUUAUAAGUAUUUUCAAUUACAUUAUUAUCAGUAAUAAUGUUAGAGUGCCAAAGGGGUUUUCAAAUUUUAAAGAAAAGUUAUUAUCAAAUAAUCUUAUUUAAAAAUCUUUGGAAUUUGAAUCCUCAAACUUAAAUAAUUUGGAUAAACCUUAAAUCAAUUAGCCUCUACUGAAAUUAUAAAUUAUAAGAGAUGAGGAGGAGAACAAGGACACAAAUGAGAGAGAGAAUAAAACCUAAUAUUCUGAUAAAAAGUUAACCAGAGCUGGCUCUCAGUAGAAUAUAAAAAGCAUAAAAAAACCUAUUGAAAAAGAGUGGAAUGAAGAAUUCUAUGCUCAUAUCUCUUACUUACUUUAAUAACUAGUAGAACAUAAAUAAUCAGAGAGAGUACCUUCUCCAAGAAAGUACAGACCCAGAUAUAUCAGUGAAGAAGUCAAAUGAGAAUUAAAUUAUUUAAUAUUCCAG